Molecule: messenger RNA, 5803 nt
Organism: Myxocyprinus asiaticus (Chinese sucker)
Lineage: Eukaryota; Metazoa; Chordata; Actinopteri; Cypriniformes; Catostomidae
Product: transcriptional activator protein Pur-beta-like
Exons: 1
Coding region: 347-1246 (299 amino acids)
Biological process (GO): regulation of transcription by RNA polymerase II
Cellular component (GO): nucleus
Molecular function (GO): purine-rich negative regulatory element binding; DNA-binding transcription factor activity, RNA polymerase II-specific; RNA polymerase II transcription regulatory region sequence-specific DNA binding
Source: RefSeq, a predicted model, not a curated record
UGGAAACAUAAAUCUACAAGGAGGAUUUUAUAUGAUAUAUAAAUUAAUUCAUUUGUUUUAAAGUCUUAUUAUUAAUAUUAUUAUUAAUUCUCCUUCAAAGCAUCAUGUGAGCCCCAGAAGGACAGGAAAUACAUGCACAGGAGGAGGAAAUGUCUCUGUCCAAUGGAGACUGACAUCACCUCCUUUGUGCUCCGAAUGACAAGCGCUCAAACCUAUGAGUGACCCUCCGCGUGCGCAGUCCCUGUUAUUGGCAGACGUGAGGCCAAUGCUGUGGUGCUGAGACCAGAGUGUGCUGGAGCAGAGAGGAGCGUUUUUCUGUGGGAGAAGUUAGCUGGAGGUGGUGAAGAUGGCGGAUGGAGACAGUGGGAGCGAGCGCGGUGGUAGUAGCGGCGGUGGCGGCGGCGGCUUCCAGCACUUCCAGCGGGAGCAGGAGACCCAGGAGCUGGCGUCCAAGCGCCUGGACAUCCAGAACAAGCGCUUCUACCUGGACGUCAAGCAGAACUCUAAGGGUCGCUUCAUUAAGAUAGCGGAGGUGGGCGCCGGGGGCUCCAAGAGCCGCCUGACUUUGUCCAUGUCCGUAGCGGCGGAGUUCCGCGACUACCUCGGGGAUUUCAUUGAGCACUACGCCCAGCUGGGGCCCAGCAGCCCGGAGCAGAUCGCACAGUCCUCCGGCGGCGAGGACGGCGGCCCAAGGCGGGCGCUCAAAAGCGAGUUCUUGGUGCGCGAGAACCGCAAAUACUACCUCGACCUGAAGGAGAACCAGCGCGGGAGGUUCCUGCGAAUCCGGCAGACCGUCAAUCGAGGGCCUGGCUUCGGAGUCGGCGGCGGCCCCGGCGGUGCCGUGCAGGCCGGCCAGACUAUCGCGCUCCCGGCUCAGGGCCUGAUCGAGUUCCGUGACGCCCUGGCCAAACUCAUCGACGACUACGGCGGCGAGGACGAGGAGCUGAGCGGGGGGCCCGGCGCCCCGGGGGUAUACGGAGAGCUGCCCGAGGGCACCUCCAUCAUCGUGGACUCCAAGAGGUUCUUUUUCGACGUCGGCUCCAACAAGUACGGGGUGUUCCUGCGGGUUAGCGAGGUCAAACCCAGCUACAGGAACUCCAUCACCAUUCCCUUCAAAGCCUGGGGUAAGUUUGGAGGAGCCUUCUGUCGUUAUGCCGAGGAGAUGAAGGAGAUCCAGGAGAGACACCGGGAUAAGAUGUACGAGAGGAGAGAAGAGUCGGAAGGGGAAGAUGUGGACGAUGACUGACAUGUAGAGUUCAAUAGGUGUAUGAGAAACGAGAAGUGCAUGAAUUGAACUGAAAUAACCUACAAAGAUAUUGUGGCAUACUAUUCAUUUGACAGAAAAAUAGAUCUGUGAAGUUUAAAGGUGGGGGGUGGGGGUCAUUUAUAAGAAGCCAUGGGCAAAGGAUGUUUCAUAUGUGGGGCUGUCAUCAGGGGUCUCCUUGUCCUGUGCCCCAUGAAGUAGGGGCCCUCAAUGAUAAUUAGAUUUUGUUAAUCAGAUUAAUUUAUUUCUGAAAAAUUUAUGCUGCCCUGUCCUGUUAAACCAGCAAGUUUAAUUGUCUUAGUUAACAAUUAAACCUUUAGUACACCCAACACUAAGACUUCUGAAUUUGAAACACAGUCGACACGUGAAUAUCAGGCUAUUUGGGUGCAUACUGUCCAACAGAUUUCAUGGGGAAAAAUGUAAUAUAGAUAUUCAGUGUCACUGGUCUUCAUAGUGCGUUUCUAACAAAGGCAGCAUGGGACUUCACAACUGUUAUCAAAAUGUGCAAUUUGAAGAAUGUCAUCAUUACAUUGUGACGUGACUACAGAAAGUUGUGUUCUCAGAUUAUAAUUUUUUUUCUUUUACAGACCGAUGUUCCCAAGGGUCUCCUGAGUUAUUGUUUUAGGAUGUUUGUUUUCUUUAGGCUUCAUUUGAAAAGCCACGUAUCCAUCUAAAUUUAUGCAAGAGUUUUAUGACUUGCUGAUUUUAGAAUUAAAUGUUUUACAUUUAGAUUUGGAGGGAAAUAUCUUUUAAAGAGAGAGUUCAACAAAAAAAUUAAUAACUCUGUCAUUGUUCCAAACCUGUGUGACUUUCUACUAUACACAGUACCUAAUCACCAUUCACUUCCAUUGUAUAUUUUGUCCAUACAGUGAAAGUGGAUGGUGACUGUCUGAAGCUAACAUUCUGUCUCAUUUUUUAUUUCACGGAAGAAAGAAAGUCAUACAGGCUUGGAACAAUGCGAGGAAAAUGUCAGUGAUGACAAAAUAGAAAUUUUUGGGUGAACUAUCCCUUUAAACAUGAACGUUUCAACCCCUGUUUUGUGUUCAGAGGGUCUCAAAGAAUUUAAAUCGGAAGUCAGAAUCUGUCUAGCAGUGACUUCAUUCUACCGGAAGUUUUUACUCUUCCAGUGUUAUAAACUGAAACUAUGGCUGCAGCCUGCAGGGAACCUAUGGGAUAUUUAGGGUUAGGGUCAACAUACAAAGAGCUUUUUUCUUGACUUGGGUCCAAAUCUUUCUGACUAUGUUGGACAUAAGGUCCCCUCUGAAUAUUUAAAGACAGAUUGCAUAAGUCAGUAGAAUUAUAGCGUGAUAACACACAACAUCAAGCUACAUGAAUUUGUGUAUUUUUACCCCUCUCCCUUUUUUGUGGUGUUGUUGUUUUGUUUUUUAAGAUCAUUCUAUAUGAGAGAAUAUGUAAACAAACCAGCAUAUUUUUGAAUACACAAAGUAAAAGUUAUAUAUAAAGUAAAGAAUUAUUAAAGCUCAAGAAGCUAAUUAAAAAAAAAAAAAAAACAUAAGCUGGGAUUGAAAAAUUGUCCAGUGUAGUAUUAUAAUUAUUAUUAUUUUUUUUUUUUGUGGAAGAGUAUAUUAUCAUAAUUCAAGGACGUCAAUAGGAAUGCAUCUAUUACUGCACAUGACAGAUUUUUAGUUCAAUGAAAUGUCAUCCCCCUAGCCCCUCCCAUAAUCCUCUUGAGUUUACAGUGUGCACAUCAUUAUGUUUUUUGUUUAUUGAUAUCAAAAGUCUUCAGUGGUCUUUUAGUAUGUCCAUUUCUGUGCGUGCCCGUCCCGCAUUUGCCUUUUAUUUAAUUUAUUGCUUUUCUUGCAUAGUAACUGCAACUAUAUUAAUGCAACAUGUUUUUUUUGUAAUUAUUAUUCAUUAAAAGAGAAGCAUAUACUGGGCUAAAAAUUGUCCAAGUGUCUCACCAAAAAUAUGCUUAAAAAUAACCAAGUAGACCAGUGGGUUAUGAUGAAGAAAGAUUGUUACAUUGAAAAUAUUUCAUCUGUGCACUUCUGUUUUCAUUCUGUGACAUUCUUGAUGUCCACUGCAAAGAAUUGAACAAUUUUUAUUUGGGAGCAACAGUGUUUUUUGUUAAUGUGCAUAGCUUACUUUGACCAUCCGUACUGUUUCAUGUUAAAUGGCAGCUGUUUGAGUCGUGUACACUGCUGUGAUAUAUCAAGAUCCUACCGAAAUUAUUUGUUAAAAGUCGAAAUUGCAUCAAGCCAAGUAUGAAAUCAAUUGAUUGAUUUUCUAAAGGGAUAGUUAAUUUCUGAAUGGUGCAUUUCAGAAUUUUCAUUUUUGAGUGAACAAUCCCUUUAACAUAGCGAGUUUUUACACACUAUCUGUAAACUGCAACUAAAAUUGUUAGCGGGGGCCAUUAUGCCUGAUUCAUCCAGAUUCAUUUUCUGUACAUCCACAAUUGCGGCAGCUGUUCCUUCGCAAGCUGACUUAGCAGGCUGGCUAUUUUAAUGCGAGAAGCAUGAGGAGGGUAUGCAUUCCUGCUCUGGUGGCCGUGGAUUCAGCUGUGGUGUUGGCUCUGAAGUGUUGAGAGGGACAAGGGCCCGAUUGUUGAGCCAUCCACUCGCUACUGCAAAUGCUAUUACGUCAACAGACUGCAUUUACUGCAUGUGACAAGGCUGCAGCAGCCAUGUAGUGGGAAAUCCAGAAAACAUGUCAUUGAGUUUUGCUUGAUAUGCGGCAUGCAGGGUUUUUAGUGAUCCAAUGAACUUUGGCUCAAGUGAUUCGGCUUGUUAAUAAUAAAUAGCUGGCACUCUUAUGGUAAAGUGUGUAGACUAACUAUACAAAACAGUGCCUGAUUUGGCAGCCUGAACGCCAAGUGUGACACAGCAGCUUUUGGCAGGACAUUCUUGCGUCCCACCCCGACCCUCCCUCCUCAACUGCUGUUCCGAUUGCUCCACUAAACCGAGCAUUUGUAAAUGGGAGGCACCCUUUAGGAGUCAAGGGGGUUCGAGAUAGCUUUACAUCACGACUCGCUGCUUUUUUGCAAACUCUCUGUAGGAAGGAGUUUUGGAAUAGUUUUGUGGCUCUUCAGCACUUUGUGGUUACAGUGGCGUGUCAAAAUCAACAAUAGCACCAUUUAUAGAUCAUAAUAUGCAUUUGUUUUGAUUGUAUAACUUAUUAAUGCUGUAUGCUAAAUUCAGAGAGUUUAAGAAGGCCAUGACGUAUAUAGUGAAUGUGACAUUCUGAGGAACCAAGAUUGUUGAUUAAUUUUGCUUCUAUGGUUUCUUUACAGUUCGUAAAUCACUGACAAUAAGCCAUUUUGAGUCUUUUUCUUUACUUUGAGGGCGUAUAACUGCGAAGAUUAAAGGCAAGGGUAUACUUCGUUUUUCUGCAUGCCGUUCCUUCUCGCACACUUUCGAGCGCUCAGCCUUUCAAAGUAGAUGCGUUUGACGCAUGCGCACUUUGAUGAUGCGGACAGUCCACGCAAACUGUGCUGAUGAUGAAAUCUGCUCCACUCGCACUGUGCAGAAGACGAAGUAUACUUUGGCCUUUAUGCAAACACUAGGCAACUAAAUGUCAAAAGUGGAGUAGAAUAUUGCAGCACUUUUUGGAUGACCAGUCCAUUUGAAAUUGAUUUGGGCACAAAUCGUAAAGCAAGAGUGAAAACCAGAAAUGGACUUUCUUUUGACUAAAACUUAGCUGUGUUUGUUUCAGAUGUAUUAUGUGAGUUAUGUAUAUAUAUAUAUAUAUAUAUAUAUAUAUAUAUGUAUGUGUGUGUGUGUGUGUGAGAAUAUGUGCUGUAAAGCUUUGUGUUUUGUUAGCGCCUUAACGCUAAGAAAUCAGGGGCAGGAAGCGAUACUCAUCCAGAGGGAUGGGGUAAUGUGUUCAUUUCCUGUCAGGGUCUUCACCGACUCUCACAAUUGGCCGAUUUGUCUUCCUGUUUCCUAAAGUUAGGAUAUGUGCAAAAGUCCAGUGGGGCAUCGCCUUGUGUCUGAAUGCUUUUGAGUGAACAAUACCUCUGUUCGAAAUAUCAGAACUUUUCGAAGAAUAUUACGUUAUUCCAGGUGAUUCACCCGAGCUCUUAACAGCAUCCGUGUGUCAACCACUGUCUUUUCGAACACUGUUUUCCUGGUCGUACGCACAAGCUUCACUAUUCAUAGAACAGUCUUUUUCAAAAAGGUAGCUAUUUUUCCAAUAUAUCUCAUGUUUUCAGCAGAGAUUUUAACAUCGGAAUGCCCUUGUCUGGUUUAAACUCAGGUUCUUGGCAUUCUCAAUAUAUGUGUAUAUGUAUGCGUAUGUAUAUAUAUAUAUAUAUAUAUAUAUAUAUAUAUAAUCACAAUCUGUUACAUAAUAUUGAAGGAGAGAGUUCACAGGCUACAGCUCAGGUCUCAGAUACUCAAAGUAUCUCCGCCCAUCAAGCCCUGCACCCACACCAGACUGCCUCCAUCAGAACUGGCAGUCUUCCAUUUUUCCCAUGGCUACACCAUUUGUUUUAUUUAUUUUUUGUUUUUUUAGAUUUACAAGUCUAUAUUUAGAAAAUGCUAUGUAUGUUUGUAACAGAAUAAAGGAAAUUAUAAAUGA